Messenger RNA from Pollicipes pollicipes, 1524 nucleotides. RefSeq lists its product as uncharacterized. Gene Ontology annotation, cellular component: pericentriolar material; cytoplasm; centriole. Gene Ontology annotation, molecular function: protein kinase binding. NCBI's taxonomy places the organism in Eukaryota, Metazoa, Arthropoda, Thecostraca, Pollicipedomorpha, Pollicipedidae. Gene Ontology annotation, biological process: mitotic spindle assembly; centrosome-templated microtubule nucleation; centrosome cycle. The record is from RefSeq and is a predicted model, not a curated record. Bases 13 to 1524 code for a protein of 503 amino acids. The transcript has 11 exons.
UUUGAGAUCGCCAUGGCGCCGCGCACGGAGCGGAACGUGAACGUGCUGUUCACGCCGAACGAGGUGCACACGUACCGGGACUCCGUGGUCAUCCGGCCCUCCACGCAGCACCGCAGCCUCAACAGUGCCAUGAUCCCGCUGAGCGGCUACGCCGGCGCGUCGGACGUGCAGAUACAGGCGAACGGGCGCGACGCGGCCGGCCGGCCCGUGCCUGAGCCUGAGCGCCACGGCCGGCGACGGCUCGCGGUUGGCCGGCUUCGCCAUCGCCAACGUGGGCCGCCGCGCCGCCUACGUGAAGCUGCUCGUGUUCGCAGACGCCGGCUGCAGCCGCCCGCUGGCGUCGCACCAGGCGGCCGUCCACCCGGGCCAGCUGGUGCUGAGGCGGUCUUCGAAGGCGAGCAGCCCGGCGCCCUGGAGGGCAUGCCGCUGGGGAUCCCCGUCUCCAAAGUGCAGGAGGUGUUCUUCGCCAACAUGAAGCAGACCAAGCUCCCGCUCAUGCACAUGGAGGAGCUGGUCGGCGGCGUGCCCCAGUCGAGAAAUGGCGCCUACACGGCUGCUGGUCACGCGAUAAUUCAGGAGCACGUGCCUCGGCAAACGGUUCCGCUGGAGCUGACCAAGCGCGGCGCGUCGCCGGCCGGCGGCGCGGCCGGUGUGCGGCCGCCGGCGCCGCGGCCGCCGCCGGUCGCCGCCGACGCCGGCUGGUGGCCGCAGCCGCCGGGCGUGGAGCAGCUGGUGACAGACAACGGCCAGGCCAAGCUGCGUCUCUCCACCAACCAUCUGAUGUUCCCGCGAACGUCGCUGGGCGUGCCGCGCGCGCUGGCGCUGCAGCUGACCAACCUCGGCGACGACGUGCUCAAGUGGAACAUCUUCGGCUACAGUGUGCCCUACUUGGUCACGGGGGUCAACGCCAUGGUCAAGUGCGGCUACGACGUGUUCAAGAUGCGGCCGCAGGACGGCCUGGUGAAGCCGGGCCAGACGGCGGUGCUGCAGGUGACCUUCAGCCCGCCCUACCCCGGCCAGCUGACGCAGCUCUUCCAGAUGCUCUGCAAGCCGGCCAAGGACAUGCCGGGGAUGCCGAUGGUGGUGUACACGCUGCCGGUGCAGGUGUCAGGCCGCGGCAGUGUGCUGAACGAGGGCGAGGACGAGUCUGACCUGCUGGCGGCGCCGCUGCACGUGUCCGAGGACUACCUCUUCUUCCGACACUGGUCCAUCUGCCACAAGCUCGAGGUCACCAACAAGACGCGCGAAAACAUGAACGUGGAGUACUGCGUGACGGGACCGUUCAAGGUAGUGGCCGGCCCCAACGAGCACAGUCUGACCGACCACACGGAGGGCACCAUGCUGGCGCCGUCGCAGCGCUACGUCCAGAUGUCCGUCUACUUCUGCCCCAAGCUGGCCGGCUCGUUCUCGGGACAGCUGAGGCUGUCGCUGAAGAACUCGACGUGGCGCCACGCCGUGCGGCUGGAGGGCACGUGUGAGGACGUGGACGCGCUGCUACAGUCGCUGCUGCCCGGUGACCCGUAA